AUGGAGAACAGCGCAUUAGACGACAAGAGCGUCCACAUUCACCGCGAGGAUGCUGUCACCACAGCUGGCGGCGUCAAGGUUAUUCCGAGCGAUCAGAGGGAAGAGUCCCAGAUGCAGAUCACCUUCAACCUAUGGAGCACACUUGGGCUCGUAUACAGCGUUACUGCCACACCCAUCGCUAUUGGAAGCUACCUGACCUUCAGUCUCGUCCUCGGCGGAAGUCCUUUCUUCAUCUAUGGCUAUAUUCUCGCCGUGAGCUUAAACAUCAUCCUGUGUACAGCCCUCGCCGAGGUUUCUGCUAUCUAUCCCCAUCCAAGUGGCCAUGUCUACUGGGUUGGGCAAAUGGCGCCUAAGAAAUGGUCAGACUUUCUUAGCUAUUGGACCGGAGUGCUCACAAUGGCUGCAUGGUUUUUCUGGACGGCAGGCACUGAUCUGCUAACCGCCCAGAUUCUUCUCGCUGCCGUUGAGGUGCUCUAUCCUGGCUACAGCAGCACCGCAUGGCAAGUCGUGCUUGUGGCUUGGGCGCAGGUACUAGUGACAUUCCUCUGGAAUGUACCUUUCUUCAAGACCUGGCCAUAUGCACUUAAAGCAAUGAUCUUGUUCACCAACGCAGGGGUCAUCUUUGUUGCAGUCAGCCUUCUCGUACGAACACAUCCGAAACAGUCCGCACAGACUGUAUUUGUUGAUAUCAUCAACGAAUCUGGUUGGGCCUCUACUGGAGUGGUCUUCUUCUUGGGUUUACUGCCUGGGACGACAGCUAUUAAUGGCUUCGAUUCUGCGGCUCACAUGGUCGAGGAGAUGCCUGACCCUGCCCGUCAGGUGCCUCAGGUUAUGGUCGGAAAUGCUUUGCUAAGCGGAAUAAGUGGCCUACCGAUGGUCAUUAUUUUUUGUUUCUGCGCCACAAACGUUCAGAACCUCAUCGAUCCGGUCGGAGGUGUCACUAUCAUCCAGAUAUUCACGGACUCGCUUCAAAAUGAGGCGUUAUUCACCAUCGCCACCUUCGUCUACAUUCUUUCGACUCUUGUCGCCGCUACAGCUUGUACGACCACUGCGAGUCGUGUUAUAUGGUCAUUCUCUGAGCACAACGGCAUUCCCUUCAGCGCCUGGUUCUCACACAUCCAUAAGACCAGAUUCUGGGCCGUGCCGGUCAACGCGAUCAUCACUGUGGUUGUACUCUCAAGUGCGGUCAUUUUGCUCAACUUAGGCCCUAGCUUUGUCCUUGGGGCAUUCUUCAGCGCCGCAAAUGUGUGCUUCUAUAUCAGUUAUGCUAUCACACUAUCGUGUUUUGUUUACAAGAAGCGAAAAUACGGCCUUCCAUCGCACUAUCUGGAUCUUGGUGGUUUUGUUGGCACAAUAUUGGAUGCGAUCAGUAUUGUCUGGGCAUUAUUUGCCAGCGUCUGGCUGCUGUUCCCUUACUAUCUGCCUGUCACGUCGGAGAACAUGAAUUACUCAGUCGCUAUCAUCGCGCUGGUUGUGGUAAUUUUCAUAUUCGAUUGGCAAUUUCGGGCGAAACGACAGUACACCAUGCCCCCUCCACUGCGAACUCAUACAACAUCCUCCAGCUACGCGACACAGGCAGUUCCAGACCGCUAUCUCUAG
This is a messenger RNA of Cyphellophora attinorum, 1599 nucleotides long. Its product is annotated as Choline transport protein. Bases 1 to 1599 code for a protein of 532 amino acids. The record is from RefSeq and is a predicted model, not a curated record. Gene Ontology annotation, cellular component: membrane. NCBI's taxonomy places the organism in Eukaryota, Fungi, Ascomycota, Eurotiomycetes, Chaetothyriales, Cyphellophoraceae. The transcript is spliced from 2 exons. Gene Ontology annotation, molecular function: transmembrane transporter activity. Gene Ontology annotation, biological process: transmembrane transport.